CAACAAAAAGAAAACGUGUUUACUCAUCUGCUCGAUUUUGUGAAUAAGUAAAUAGGAGAGGGUUAAUACGGUCAUUUCACAUUGCCAGGGUGUAAAAGUGUAAACGUCUAGGUGUGAACAAUAAACGGCUUAUUUGACCCGUCUCCCUUCAUCGUCAUCGCCGUCAACUAACGGCGUAUCGCGCAACACGGCAGCUCUAACUGGUGCAGGUCUCACUCCCCACCGUCUUCCCUUCCCCCAAUCAUAUGCUUUACAUCUGCCCUGGAUUCCAACUUUCCCGAAGCUACUCUUUACUUUUUUCCUCUUCGUUCGAUUCAUUCGCGCGUUUAUCCAGAAACCAAUCGCGUGGGCUCAAUCGCUCCUCCUUCAUCGUUCGCUGAAUCGGUAAUUUGUGAUUUUUUUUUUUUUUUUUUGCGUGUUCUAUGAUGAUUUCAUCUCGAAUUGCGAGAAUUUUGUUGGAAAUCGGGUUGAAUUAGAUACUGUAGAUAGAAUAUUCUUCUGUGAGAUGGAUUUGAAUCUUUUGCGAAGAUGUUUGUGAGCUGUUAAAGAGGAGAAACAUUAGCCAAAAAGAAUGCCGAUGAAAGAACAAAUGGGGGAAAAUCUGCUGACAGCUUUAUCCAUGGAAAGCAGCCACUUUUCCACCCUACUAUCCAUGGAUUCCGGCUCCGACAGAGUCCGAUCAGAAUUCAAUCGGUGCGUCAACAUCCUACAGCUCCCACCGGAUAUAAACCUCCCUCUCUCCGCCGAACCCAGCCCACCGCCGCCACCUCACCACUCUUGGACUGACGCCUGUGAAGUAUACGACAUCGUCGAGGCGACUCCGGCCACUACCACCGCCGCCGCUGCCAACUGCCCAGCAAAGUCGGGGAAAAAGUGCGCCAACGCAAAGCGUUUGGACAGCAUUUGGGGUGCUUGGUUCUUCUUCACCUUCUACUUCAAGCCCGCCCUAACCGAGAAGUUCAAAGGCAAAAUCGCCCGCAACAACGGCUACGAUAAGUCGGAUUUGAAGCUCGAGGUUUUCCUCGUGCAGCACGACAUGGAGAACAUGUACAUGUGGGUUUUCAAGGAGAGGCCGGAAAAUGCGUUGGGCAAGAUGCAGUUGAGAAGCUACAUGAACGGCCACUCCCGCCAAGGCGACCGCCCCUUCCCGUUCAGCGUGGACAAAGGCUUCGUCAGAUCUCACAGGAUGCAGAGGAAGCACUACAGAGGCCUUUCCAACCCUCAGUGUGUCCACGGCAUAGAGAUCGUCCAAUCCCCAAAUUUCACGGGAAUCGAUGAGGAAGAUCGGAAGAGGUGGAAGGAUUUGACGGGGCGUGAUUUCGACUUCUCCGUACCGUUCGAGGCUUCCGAUUUCGGGUCGUGGAGGAAUCUUUCCACGGUAGAUUACGAGCUCGAGAGGCCGUUGCAGUUGAUGAAAACUACUACUACUACUUCUACCAAUCUAAAUUCCCAUAUCAAGAAUUUGCUCAGUGGAACAGACAUUGUCAAAGGUUGUAAUAAACGUAAGAAUCUCUUUCCACAAGGUAGUGAUGACGAUUUUGAGUUUGAAAUCCAUGCAAAUGAGCCACCUUGGUUAAAUGAUUUUGGUGGAGUUAUGAGGGGUGCGUAUGGUCCGGUGACAGCUGCGAAAACUAUAUACGAGGACGAAAAAGGGUUCUUGAUCGUGGUCAGUUUGCCGUUUGUGGAUUUGCAGAAGGUGAAGGUGACUUGGAGGAACAAUCUCUCUCACGGGAUUGUGAAGAUAUCGUGUGUGAGCGGUGGCUGUGUGCCGGUUAUUAAGAGACAGGAGAGGACAUUUAGAUUGGCUGAUGUGGCGCCCGAGCAGUGCCCCAAGGGGGAGUUUGUUAGGGAGAUUUGUCUCCCGACUCGUAUUCCGGAAGAUGCUAAAUUGGAGGCGUAUGGGGAUCCGACCGGUACUAUGCUCGAGAUUCUUGUGCCUAAACACGGGGUGGGGCCGGAAGAGCACGAAGUGCGUGUUUCGCUCAGGCCUUCUUCGCUGUGUAGUGAUCGAGCGUACGUCGAUUUGAUGGAAGCGUUGGUGUGAGGAAAUUUGUGGGGGGUUUAUAUAGUUCUAGAUUCUUUUUGAUUGUGUUGGUGAUGUAUUCAUUUUUAAUUUAUGUUCUAUUGGAGAUCCAUUGAUAUCAAUAAAUUUUAUUUUUUUUCCA
Erythranthe guttata (spotted monkey flower) is the source of this 2165-nucleotide messenger RNA. NCBI's taxonomy places the organism in Eukaryota, Viridiplantae, Streptophyta, Magnoliopsida, Lamiales, Phrymaceae. The record is from RefSeq and is a predicted model, not a curated record.